AUUCAUGAGAUUUAUAGAUCUACUUAAAGAAGAAAAUGUAAAAUAAUGUGAUUCAUCGCUUUCAAAAUUGUGUAGGAACUCUGUUGUUAUGGGAACAAUCUGCUUUUAUGAGACGGUUUAAGAAAAAUAAGAGAACAAAUAUGUAAAUACCAAGUACACCAAAAGAUAAUAAACACAAAAAACGAGCCUUAUAACGUCUGUCAUUAUUAUCUCAAAGGAGUAAUACAGCGCCUGUGAAACAAUGGAUGUUGAAGAGCGGACUUAUGGUGGUUGUGAAGGCCCGGAUGCCAUGUAUGUAAAGCUGAUCUCUUCAGAUGGCCAGGAGUUCAUUGUGAAGAGAGAGCAUGCUUUAACCUCUGGCACCAUCAAGGCUAUGCUGAGUGGACCUGGUCAGUUUGCGGAAAAUGAAACCAACGAGGUGAACUUCCGGGAGAUCCCGUCUCAUGUUCUCUCCAAAGUCUGCAUGUAUUUUACCUAUAAAGUGCGUUAUACCAACAGCUCGACAGAGAUCCCAGAAUUCCCCAUUGCUCCUGAGAUUGCCCUGGAAUUGCUUAUGGCUGCAAACUUUCUCGACUGUUAGAUUGGAAUGGAGAAUGUGUUAUACUGUGACCGACUUACUGGCCAUCAUAGAUGUUCUAAUGAUUUCUGAUUGUGUAUUUAUGAAUGUUUUGUAUUUUUUGUUCCAUUGUAAUUUCAAAUGGCUAGAUAAUUUGUGUUAUGUGUGCAGUGUUUUAAAUGUCUUACAAUCAUUUUGUAUUUGGAAGUCUUUUGCAAUUGUCCUAGUGCCAUUCACACUAGGAAUAAAAAUGGAUGAACCAAAUAUAUCAUUGCCACACCUCUA
Molecule: messenger RNA, 841 nt
Organism: Cyprinus carpio (common carp)
Lineage: Eukaryota; Metazoa; Chordata; Actinopteri; Cypriniformes; Cyprinidae
Product: elongin-C-like
Exons: 4
Coding region: 242-580 (112 amino acids)
Biological process (GO): ubiquitin-dependent protein catabolic process
Cellular component (GO): elongin complex
Molecular function (GO): protein-macromolecule adaptor activity
Source: RefSeq, a predicted model, not a curated record